This is a messenger RNA of Archocentrus centrarchus (flier cichlid), 1180 nucleotides long. Its product is annotated as angiopoietin-related protein 5-like. Gene Ontology annotation, molecular function: extracellular matrix structural constituent; protein-macromolecule adaptor activity. Gene Ontology annotation, cellular component: fibrinogen complex. The record is from RefSeq and is a predicted model, not a curated record. Gene Ontology annotation, biological process: blood coagulation, common pathway; platelet aggregation; fibrinolysis. Bases 143 to 952 code for a protein of 269 amino acids. NCBI's taxonomy places the organism in Eukaryota, Metazoa, Chordata, Actinopteri, Cichliformes, Cichlidae. The transcript is spliced from 7 exons.
GAUUUCACUCGUCACACUCAGCCUGACCUGGCAGGACUUGACGCAUUUGUUACACCAGUGGAGUGGGUGUGGUAGUUUAGCCGGUGGAUAAAGGCACUGCUUCUGUUGUGGACCUUGAGCUGGAGUACAAGGUUCAUCUAACAUGCAGGUCAAAAUGAAGAGUGUGGUUGUGUAUUGUGGACUCAUCCUGGCAUUUCUGUCGAGCUGCACGGAGCAGGCUGGCGUAAAAAGCCAGCAGAAAGCAGUUGCUCCUCAAGGAACAGACUGCACACAGAUUAAGACGCUCUCACCGCAAGCAGCCAGUGGUGUUUAUGUGAUCCAGCCAGCUGGAGUCAAGGCCAAGUUUAAGGUUUACUGUGAGAUGCGUGCGGAUGGAGGCUGGACGGUGUUUCAGAAACGAAGUGGAGGAGCAGUUUCUUUCCACAGACAAUGGGCAGCUUACACAAAUGGCUUUGGGAACCAGACACAGGACCACUGGCUCGGUCUGAGGAAGAUUUUUUAUCUUACUAAGGACAAGUCCAAAAAGUGGACGAUGAGGGUGGAUCUGUGGGACCAUGAAGGCGGCACUGCUUUCGCUGAGUACAAAAACUUUAGACUGGGAAAUGAGAAAACUGCUUUCAAACUACAUGUUGGGAAAUACAGAGGAAAUGCAGGCGAUGCCAUCCGUGGUACCUAUAAAGGCACUGAUCAGAAUCACUAUGGCUUCAGCACCACUGACCGUGAUAAUGAUGGCUGCUCCCCCUGCAUCUUUGGUGACCUUGCUGAAACACAAUGUACCUUCAGAGAGGGUGGCGGGUGGUGGUACAGCAAGUGUGGGUCUGCCAAUCUAAACGGUGACUGGCAUCCCGCCGGUGAACAAAUAGGUUGGGCUUCGGGCCUCCACUGGCGCACCUGGAAACCGCCUGCACCAUACUCAGCCAAGGCCUCGAGAAUGAUGAUCAAGUCAGUGUGAAAGAAACCUGCUCUGAUCAUGAAGUGUUAUGCUGAUGUUUAUUCUAAUGCUUUAAAUAUUUCAGAAAAGUAACUGAUGUGUAAAAAACUGAGAUAUAAAAUAAAAUGAUGUCUGUUGGAAACAUGGAAACCAGUGUGAUGCUAGUGCUCAGUCAUUAUUAUCAGAUUAUCUGAGCUUUUGACAUGGUGCACUAUCCUGCUGGAAGCAGCCCUCAAAAGAUGGGCACAC